Plasmodium gallinaceum is the source of this 1470-nucleotide messenger RNA. Its product is annotated as hexokinase, putative. Lineage: Eukaryota; Apicomplexa; Aconoidasida; Haemosporida; Plasmodiidae. Gene Ontology annotation, molecular function: mannokinase activity; ATP binding; glucokinase activity. The record is from RefSeq and is a predicted model, not a curated record. Gene Ontology annotation, biological process: glucose 6-phosphate metabolic process; intracellular glucose homeostasis; glycolytic process. Gene Ontology annotation, cellular component: cytosol; mitochondrion. The transcript has a single exon. Bases 1 to 1470 code for a protein of 489 amino acids.
AUGGGAGAAUACAAUUUAGUACAGGAUAACGUUGUAUAUUCAAAAUUAGAUACCAUUGAAUGUGAUAUCCCAAUAAAUGAAGAAUUAUUAGAAAGAAUAAAUAAAUUUGUUGAUCAUUUAAGACUUCCAUAUUAUCUUUUAGAAGAAUUUGUAGAUAAUUUUGUAUAUGAAUUAAAAAAAGGGUUAGAAGCACAUCGCAAGCAUCCCAAUUUGUGGAUUCCACAUGAAUGCAGUUUUAAAAUGUUGGAUUCAUGUAUAUCUGAAAUUCCUUCAGGUAAAGAAAAAGGAACCUACUAUGCAAUUGAUUUUGGAGGAACGAAUUUUAGAGCUGUUAGAGCUUCAUUAGAUGGAAAUGGUAAAAUUAAGAGAGAUCAGGAAACUUACAGUUUGAAAUUUACAGGAACUUUUUCCCAUGAAAAAGGAUUAUUAGAUAAAAAUGCAACAGCUUCCCAAUUAUUUGAUCAUUUUGCAGAAAGGAUAAAAUAUAUAAUGGGAGAAUUCAAUGAUUUAGAUAGUAAAGAAGUUAAAAGUGUUGGAUUUACUUUCUCUUUUCCUUGCACUUCUCCAUCAAUUAAUUGUGCAAUUCUUAUUGAUUGGACGAAAGGAUUUGAAACAGGAAGAGCUACAAAUGAUCCAGUAGAAGGUCGUGAUGUAUGUAAAUUAAUGAAUGAAGCAUUUACAAGGUCAAGUGUACCAGCAAAAGUUUGCUGUGUAGUUAAUGACGCUGUUGGUACAUUAAUGUCAUGUGCAUAUCAAAAAGGAAAAAGCACUCCACCUUGUUAUAUAGGAAUAAUAUUGGGAACUGGAUCAAAUGGUUGUUAUUAUGAGCCAGAAUGGAAAAAAUAUAAAUAUUCAGGAAAAAUUAUAAAUAUUGAAUUUGGUAAUUUUGAUAAAGAUUUACCAUUAGCACCAAUUGAUUUAGUAAUGGAUUGGUAUUCUUCUAAUAGAAGUAGACAAUUAUUUGAGAAAAUGAUUUCAGGUGCUUAUUUAGGAGAAAUGGUUAGGAGAUACAUGGUUAAUGUUUUGCAAAGUGCAUCUUCAAAAAAAAUGUGGAUAACUGAUACAUUUAAUUCUGAAUCAGGUAGUGUUGUAUUGAACGAUACUUCAAAAAAUUUUGAAGAAACAAGAAAAGUUGCAAAAGAUGCAUGGGAUAUUGAUUUAACCGAUGAACAAGUAUAUGCUCUAAGAAAAAUUUGCGAAGCUGUUUAUAAUCGCUCAGCUGGUUUAGCUGCUGGUGCAAUUGCUGCCAUAGCAAAAAGAAUAAAAAUUAUAGAACAUUCUAAAUUUUCAUGUGGAGUUGAUGGAUCAUUAUUUGUUAAAAAUGCUUGGUAUUGUAAAAGAUUACAAGAACAUUUGAAAGUAAUUUUAGCCGAUAAAUCUGAGAAUUUGAUUAUUAUUCCUGCAGAUGAUGGAUCAGGAAAAGGUGCAGCUAUUACAGCAGCUGUUGUUGCAUCAUGUAGUAAUGUUUAA